AACCUCGUUCCCCUCAAUCCAAACAAGCCCUAAAAUACCGAAACCAUCUGGUAGGAUCGCGAGGAAAGGCGAUCAAUCCUUGUUGGUUCUCGAAAAAAACUAGAGAACGAGAGAGAAAAUAAGCAAUGGCGGAUAGCUCUGAUGUCCUGGGGUUUUUGAAGAGGCAUUUCGAAGACGUUAAGGAUCACUGGAAGAACAACUUCGCCUUCUUGGAUUACUACAAGAAGACGCUUGGGAGGAAGGAGCCGCUCCCUAAAUGGACCGAUGCGGAUGUCGAGGAGUUCAUCGCCUCCGAUCCCAUCUAUGGUCCUCAGUUGAAGGCAAUAAGGGAAUCAAGGAAGUUUGCGGUUGCUGGGGCGCUUGUUGGUGCAGCACAUUUGGGAGGGAUUUCGUGGAAAUAUUCCAAGAGCCCACAUGGUGUUGUUCUAGCUACUGGCUUUGGAGCUCUCUGUGGUGCAGUUUUGGGAUGUGAAGUAGCUGAACACUGGAAUCAGCUAUAUAAGAUGGACAAGCAGGGUGCUAAUCUUAGGUUUCUAUACUGGCGGGAGGAUAAAACUCGAGGAACCCCUCAAUAAUGAAUGGAUGGUUACGUUGAGACUCUGUGCUGGCAAACAAACAAGUGCGUCGUUACGAGGGGGCAUUGAUUAAAAUGUGAAAUCUAACUUUUAAUUCGCUUCUUCACAAUAAGAUGCUUACAAAUAAAACAUAUAUUUUUCCCAAAAAAGUUAUGCUAGAUUAACUUUUCUCUAUCAACUGUUUCUAUUCCUUGCUGUAAUAAUUGAGUAUUUGUUAUGCUAGAUUAACUUUUCUCUAUCAACUGUUUCUAUUCCUUGCUGUAAUAAUUGAGUAUUUGCAAUAGUAAGUGUUGCGUUGUCUCAUUUAAUGCCUUGACAGAUA
This is a messenger RNA of Asparagus officinalis (garden asparagus), 897 nucleotides long. Its product is annotated as succinate dehydrogenase subunit 6, mitochondrial. The coding region runs from base 126 to 575 and encodes 149 amino acids. The record is from RefSeq and is a predicted model, not a curated record. Lineage: Eukaryota; Viridiplantae; Streptophyta; Magnoliopsida; Asparagales; Asparagaceae. Gene Ontology annotation, cellular component: outer membrane. The transcript is spliced from 4 exons.